UGUGCAGUUGGACAAAAAGUUGGAAUUUUCUGUUGCUAUGGCAAAUGUGACAUGGUGGAUGAAGAGCAAUAGACUGUCAACAUCCCAGCUCCCUCCCCUCCCUGUACUUUUUUUGUUCCCCUUCUCUACUCAGUAGUACUUCUUAGCAGGCAUAACUUUGCUACGUGUUCUGCUUUUUUGGUGAUAUACCUGUGGAAGCUGUCAUGGCAGCCCCGAGGAAGCCUCAGAGGUCUUGGGCUGAAUGGUUUGCCAGGAAAAUUACAGCUAACGAAGGGCUGAAGUCCUGUCACUCAGCAGGGUGGAAGGGUGAGCCUGGGAGGGGUUUGGGUGCUCUGUCUUUUUAGAAGGUAAAAGGGAAGAUCUACACUGUCUGUUCGCAUUAUUUUUCUGAUUUGUGGGAAUAUGACUUGGUAAAGGUUAGGGAGGAAGUGCAGAUGAUAAGUUCUCACAGGAUGGAAAACAAGUCUCCCUCAUUCAGGAGAGGAAAACUCUACUUCCUCUGUGCAGGGUAGGGAAAUCUGUCUCCUUUUAAGAAAGGAUCCCUCUUACCUAUACCUAGGCUUAUUGCCAAUUAAGGCUGUUGCAACACCUCACUGUUAUGUCCAGAUGGGCUAUUGAUAUUUACUUUGGCCCGCCUUUCCUGACUCAAGUCAGGUCCCAGAAACUACCUCCACCCUCCCGCCCACAGGUUUUAGCACCCAGCAGGCGUGCAUGCCAAUCACCUGUGCUGAAGCUGAAGCUCUCAGUUGUGCUGCAUUGUGCCUCAGGAUCAGCAUCCUAUCAUCUACAACCGCCUGCCUUGUGCGACCAUAUGCUAGCAGGGCAGGCAGCUAUAGGAAGAGGCCAGAAAUGAGAAUGACACCUUGGGUAAACUAUUUGACAUAUUGACAAGUUCUCAUUUGACAGCACCUUAUUACCAGACAUAUAUUCUUCUACCCUGUGUUGUAUCAGUGGGCCACCCUGCAGAUUGAGAAGGGAAUAAAAAUGCAGAAGGUGCUGGCACUUGAAAAUUUAAUCGCCAACGGGAUCAUCCAGAGAGAGGAAACCUCCAUGGAAAAGGAGAUUGCUGGCCAGCAUAGAGGAUACUUCAGCCUUGCAGAUAUUAUGUACUUUGCCAAGAAGGGGUGUGAGGCAGUUGCAGAAGAUGAAGUCACACAGCGGUUCACCUCUGAGGAGCUGUUGUCCUGGAAUCUCCUCAGCAGAACCAAUGCCAACUUUCACCGCGUCAGCUGGCAACUGACCGCUGUGUGGGUCACUGGGAUCUUAAUCCGGUACUGUCUCCUGGUGCCUUUUCGCAUCUUCUUGGCUUUCUUCAGCAUCCUCUUGCUGGUCUCAGCAACUACAGUAGUAGGACAGUUUCCAAAUGGCAGGGUUAAACACUGGCUGAGUAACCAAGUUCAGCUGACAUGUGCUGCAUUAGGUGUCCGAUGUCUGAGUGGUCUUGUUCAAUUCCACAACAGGGAAAACAGACCACAGAAAGGAGGCAUCUGUGUAGCCAACCACACAUCUCCACUAGAUGUUCUAAUCCUGGCUAGUGAUGGAUGCUACUCCUUGGUUGGCCAAGUACAUGGAGGGCUUCUGGGACUUAUUCUGAAAUCUUGUAUGCAAACCAGUCAGCAUGUUUUGUUUGAACGUUCAGAAAUGAAAGAUCGUCAUCUGGUGAGGAAAAGAAUCAGAGAACACAUUGCAGAUAAGGCCAAAUUACCCAUUCUAAUUUUUCCAGAAGGUACCUGCAUAAACAACACGUCAGUUAUGAUGUUUAAGAAGGGAAGCUUUGAAGUAGGAGGGAUCAUCCAUCCGGUAGCUAUCAAAUAUGACCCUCGCUUUGGAGAUGCAUUCUGGAACAGCACCAAGUAUUCCAUGAUGACCUAUAUUUUUAAUGUGUUGACCAGUUGGGCUAUUGUCUGCAAUGUGUGGUACCUGCCACCAAUGGUCAAAGAGGAAGAAGAAGAUGCUGUUCACUUUGCCAACAGAGUCAAGGCUGUCAUUGCUGCUCGGGGAGGAAUGUCUGUACUUCCAUGGGAUGGAGGACUGAAAAGAAAAAAAGUCAAAGAGUCUUUCAAGGAAGAGCAGCAGAAAAAAUAUUGCCAGCUAGUGACAGAAAAUGGGUUUGUGGGAAAUGGAAAUGUUUACUAAAUGUUAUUUAUUUUGUCUCCUGUUUUUUGACUGGACUUAUCCUCAUGGAAAAUGGGCUUUAUUUAUAUUAAAAUUCUUUCCUGCUAUCCCUGUCAGAUAUUUUGCAUAUGACACAGCAGAGAAGCCAUGAACAAAUAGUAUUUUGUUUCAAAUAAGGAUAUUAGUUUUAAAAUAGGAACACUUAUGAGAUUCUUGUGAAAUUCUCUUCAAUGAUGAAUGUGAAGAAUCUGCAGUAAAAUUACCUAAGUUCAUUAAAACACAUUUUUUUAAAAGAAAUCUUUGAGUUACUUAGAGACUUAGCUGUUAAUUUCUUAACUACUAAAAAAACAUGUCUUCACAACCUGUAUCAGCACCUUGUUUAGCUGUUUUCCUGUGAGCUGCAGACACUGGUGUUGUAGAGAUACGCUUGCCCUGUGAGAAGACAUGGAACAGUUCACCAUAAUGUUUUCAGAAUUCCAAGAUGCAGAUGAAGUGUUGGAUGUCAGAAGAGGACAAAAGCACUUGCUGACUUUACACUCCAUGUCACAAGACAAGUGAUUGCCAGGUAGGAUGUUUCCCACUGUACCACUGACCAACAGCAGCACAGUAGCCAUGGCAAUGUGUUCUAGGUGCCUGCUUGCGUGACAUGAGGAUCAGUUGGUGAAAGCCAAGGACAGUGGUGUGGAAAAAUAUAUUUUAAAAUUUAUAUUUUGUCUUCUGAUUUUCCUAUAUCCCAUCCUGUGUCUGUCUGUAUGCAUUGUACAAAUUAAAGAAAAUC
Messenger RNA from Meleagris gallopavo (turkey), 2893 nucleotides. Lineage: Eukaryota; Metazoa; Chordata; Aves; Galliformes; Phasianidae. The record is from RefSeq and is a predicted model, not a curated record.